Gigantopelta aegis is the source of this 864-nucleotide messenger RNA. RefSeq lists its product as uncharacterized. The transcript has 2 exons. NCBI's taxonomy places the organism in Eukaryota, Metazoa, Mollusca, Gastropoda, Neomphalida, Peltospiridae. The coding region runs from base 124 to 864 and encodes 246 amino acids. Gene Ontology annotation, molecular function: zinc ion binding. The record is from RefSeq and is a predicted model, not a curated record.
GCGCGCAUCUCCUUAGCAACGAGGCGUGAAGGUGCAAACAAACUCAGUCCUAGCGUGCGAUUGAUAGUGGAAGGUUGUAUAUUUUGAAGUGUUUCGUAUUAUAGUUGUACUAUUUUCAUUGACAUGGCAUAUAGAUACAUGGAUGAGUUGCCAGUGGAAGCUUUAGUUCGUUAUAAGGCCAAAUUAGAUAUUGUUGGACUUCACCAGUGCCCGUACAAACUAAAAGCCGACGAGUGGACCAAUAACCCGAAGCAGUGGCCCAAGAUUGAAUAUCCCGAUGUUUACCACUAUCUCAUUAAUACUCCAGGGGUUUUCAGCCAACAGCCAAAAGCAAACCAUCGGUCUUUGGAAGCCUACAACUUUUUUGUAUCUGGAUGGGUCCAAACUGUUUUGCACAUUAAAGUUGGUACCAAUACUGUUUUGAAAGCUGACGUGAAACCUUCCUGGCGGGUAACAGAGGACUGUCACCAUUCUUGGGUAGCAGUUGACAACAGUGCAUGUGUACUUACUGCACACUGUGACUGUAUGGCAGGUUUGGGGGAAUCUUGCUCACAUAUUGGUGCCUUGCUAUACAAGAUGGAAGCAGCAGUCCGUCUCGGAUACACAGACAGUGCUUGCACUGAUGUUCCUUGCCAGUGGAAUCAGUGUUUCACCAAAAAAGUGACACCAUCGCCUGUGGCCCGUAUUAACUUUUACACCGAAAAGGUAAAAGAAAAAGUAAGAAAGUGUAAUAUAAUUAAGAAACAUGCUACACCUGCCACUGAAGAUGAACAAAAACUGUUUCUUGCUGGGUUACAAAGCACAGGGGAAAAUAUUGUAGGAUUUGUGGCAUUCAGUGAAUAUAAUGAGUGUUUUUAUGAAUGA